ACGGGUGGGCGGGCAACGCGCAAGCGCACGGAGGACGAGCCACGGCAGCUUAGGUAGCCUCAGGUGAGGAGGGCGGGGUGCAACUGCAGGGCUCCGGCUUGGAGCUGAAGACUCACUCGGUGUGGUAGGUUCCAGACAGGAAUCGAGACGGAAGCUUCAGUUUCGGGAAGCGCUGUGGGACUGAUCCUGUUCUGUCCACAGAGCGGGAUGCGGUGACGCUUCUAAAGAAUCAUGGCAGCGGCUGACGAUCUGGCCUUCCACGAGUUCCAGGAAGCCACAAAUCUUCUGGCAGAGACCCCAGAUGCAGCCACCACUAGCCAAAGUGAUAAGUUGACCUCACGGGAGCACGUGGCUGUGGUUGUGGGAGAAGGUGUUGGCUAUGGAGCUGAAGAGGAGGAGGAAGAGGGUGACAAGACAUCACUUCUACAGGAAGAAAAGCCGCAGCCCAGAUUCUGGACAUUUGACUACUAUCAGAGCUUUUUUGAUGUGGACACCUCCCAGGUCUUGGACCGGAUCAAAGGCUCGCUGCUGCCCCACCCUGGCCACAACUUUGUGAGGCACCGUCUUAGAAAUCGGCCUGACCUAUAUGGCCCCUUCUGGAUCUGUGCUACUCUGGCCUUCGUCCUGGCGGUUACUGGCAACCUCACCUUGGUGCUAGCACAGAGACGGGACCCCUCCAUCCACUACAGCCCCCAGUUCCACAAGGUGACUGUAGCAGGAAUCACCAUCUACUGCUAUGCGUGGCUAGUUCCACUGGCACUGUGGGGCUUCCUCCGGUGGCGCCAGGGCACGAGGGAGCGCAUGGGGCUAUACACCUUCCUGGAGACUGUUUGCGUCUAUGGCUAUUCACUCUUUGUCUUCAUCCCCACUGUGGUCCUGUGGCUUAUACCAGUGCAGUGGCUGCAGUGGCUCUUUGGAGCCCUGGCCCUGGCCCUGUCAGCUGCUGGGCUGGUGUUCACACUGUGGCCUGUUGUCCGAGAGGAUACAAGGCUGGUGGCUGCGGCACUGUUGUCUGCUGUGGUGCUGCUUCAUGCCCUCUUGGCUCUAGGCUGUAAGCUGUACUUCUUCCAGCCACUGCCUCUUCAAGACCACGUGGUACCAGCACCCCAAGCCACACCUCUAUCUCCCAAAGACCUGCUGUCUACCCCAGCCCGGCCCUUGACAACCUAGGAAGGCCAGGUCCACAGGCCAAGUGCAAGGGGGAUACUCCCUGUCCUGCCCUCUUUGUGAAGACUGGAGGAUUUGGAUCCUGAAGACCACCCUGCUAUUUUGCAGGCUUUUCUUACAAAGCAAACACUUUUAUUUUCUAUGCAAAGGUGAUCCAGAGAAUUUAUAUAAAGGUGGGGAGGGGCAGCUGAGCAGGGAGUAUUACUGAUAGACAGGAGAGAGCCCCGUUUUCCCAGCUGCUUGUGGGUCCUCUGUUUCCCUGACAGGUCAGGAGGGUGGCACAGAGCAGCUCCAGCCAUUGCCAGGGGUACCUGUGGUGGGCAUCGACCAAGCCUGAGCUCUGGCCACUGAGGUGGGGACUCUAGGGAAGGGAACAGGGGAGAAGUUGCCUGUGCUUAGUCACCCUUCCUUCCUUGUUUGCUUUUCCUUUCUGUCUGGAGUGAGAUGUCCCUGCCAGACCCCUUCCCAGAGAGUAGGAAGUGGAGUAUGAAUG
Molecule: messenger RNA, 1660 nt
Organism: Acomys russatus (golden spiny mouse)
Lineage: Eukaryota; Metazoa; Chordata; Mammalia; Rodentia; Muridae
Gene: Yipf2
Product: Yip1 domain family member 2
Exons: 9
Coding region: 232-1170 (312 amino acids)
Biological process (GO): vesicle-mediated transport
Cellular component (GO): membrane; Golgi apparatus
Molecular function (GO): small GTPase binding
Source: RefSeq, a predicted model, not a curated record